This is a messenger RNA of Menidia menidia (Atlantic silverside), 1014 nucleotides long. NCBI's taxonomy places the organism in Eukaryota, Metazoa, Chordata, Actinopteri, Atheriniformes, Atherinopsidae. The record is from the annotation of a GenBank genome assembly.
AUGUCCACAAUAAUGGAACAGCCUUUUUAUGACGACUCGUUUCUCUCUGCUUAUGGCCAUCCAGGCGCGGCGCUGCCCGACUACAAGCUGCAGCUAAAGCAGAACAUGAACUUGAACUUCUCCGAGUCCUAUCGGAGCGCGAACUUCAAGCCCCAGCACCUGCGCGCGGCGGAGAGCGAGUUCUAUCCGGCGGCGGACGCGGGCUCCCUAAAGCUCGCCUCCCCGGAGCUGGAGCGGCUGAUCAUCCAGAACAGCAACGGCAUCAUCACGACGACCCCGACCCCGCCGCAGUACCUCUACAACCGCGGGAUCACGGACGAGGCGGAAGGGUUCGCCGAGGGUUUUGUCAAAGCGCUGGACGAUCUCCACAAAAUGAACCAGAUGGCUCCCCCGAACGUGUCCAUCGGGACGGGCGGGGUGGGGGUCGGGGUCGGGUGCCCGGCUCCCACCUCCGUGUUCGGGCCGUCCAUGCAGCCGGAGCAGCUGGAGUACACCACCCUGCAGGGCGCCUGCGCGGCCAACCCGGGCCUGAGCAGCUCCGCGGCCAGCUACCCGUCCACCACCAUCAGCUACCUGCCCCACCACCAGUACCACCAGCACCCGCAGGCCGUGGCGCACGGCUCGCACCACUUCCAGCACGCGCUGGCCGGCGCCGGCGUCCACGCGCAGCGCUACGGGGGUCUGAAAGAGGAGCCCCAGAUCGUCCCCGACAUGCAGAGCAGCGACAACAGCUCCCCGCCCAUGUCCCCCAUCGACAUGGAGAACCAGGAGCGGAUCAAAGCGGAGCGCAAGCGGCUCCGGAAUCGGCUGGCGGCCUCCAAGUGCCGGCGGCGCAAGCUGGAGCGCAUCGCGCGUCUGGAGGACAAAGUGAAAGUGCUGAAAACGGACAACGCCGGACUGUCCAGCACGGCCUCUCUACUGCGGGAGCAGGUGGCCCAGCUCAAACAAAAAGUCAUGACGCACGUGAGCAGUGGAUGCCAGCUCAUGCUGACGCCCAAAGUCAAGUCUUACUGA